Salvelinus fontinalis (brook trout) is the source of this 2905-nucleotide messenger RNA. Its product is annotated as zinc finger protein OZF-like. The transcript is spliced from 2 exons. The record is from RefSeq and is a predicted model, not a curated record. Gene Ontology annotation, biological process: regulation of transcription by RNA polymerase II. Bases 243 to 1628 code for a protein of 461 amino acids. Gene Ontology annotation, cellular component: nucleus. Gene Ontology annotation, molecular function: DNA-binding transcription activator activity, RNA polymerase II-specific; RNA polymerase II cis-regulatory region sequence-specific DNA binding. Lineage: Eukaryota; Metazoa; Chordata; Actinopteri; Salmoniformes; Salmonidae.
GCUUCUUCAACAACAACAGCUAGUCAGACCCAUCGGUAGCUUUUUAGCAAACAUAGCUACAACAUUCACGCUCUUUACAAUGUUUUGGUGUAUAUUAGUCGCUGUCUAUUAAACACACUUCUGUCGUAUGUACUUGUUGGCCCAUUUAAUUAUAUAUUUACGUUGUUUAUCAGCUAGCUGGUUUGCUAAGUUAGCUUAGAACUAGGCUAGUCACUAAUGCUAGCUAGCUAACAUCUCCGACCAUGAGUUCACUGAAUUACUCUCCUUCUGCUAAAGAAGAGGUGGUCUGCUGGACGGAGAAAGGAGCUUUCGUGAAAGAGGAGGACGAAGAGGAGGCUGUUACAAUACAAAAACAAGUAGAGGGUGAGGCUGUUACCGUGAAAGAAGAAGAGAAAGACGUUACAGUGAAAGAAGAGGAAGAUGCGUUCAGAGUGAAAGAGGAGGAGGAUGUUACAGUAAAAGACGAGGCGUUCAGAGUGAAAGAGGAGGAGGAUGUUACAGUAAAAGAAGAGGCGUUCAGAGUGAAAGAGGAGGGAGAUGUCACAGUAAAAGAAGAGGAGGAAGAGAAAGAUGGGGAUGCAGUUUUUGGAGUGAAAGAGGAGGGGGAGAUGACUGUCACAUUGGAGGAAGAGGAGGAGGUUGGAGAUCUGUUUAACACCAGAGAGAGAUCGGACUAUUGUGGAUCCUCUGGGGAGUCUCAACAACAUCAUGAUGCUGACGAGGCAGAGAAGAGUCUCUCCAGAUCAGAACUCCUCAAGAAACACCAGCAGAGACCCACAGGGAAGAAAUCUAUCUGCUGCUCUGACUGUGGGAAACAUUGCAAAUCUUCAUCAAAACUUAAAAUACACCAGCGAGUACACACAGGAGAAAAACCUUAUAGUUGUGAUCAGUGUGGCAAGAGUUUUACUAAGUCAAACAACCUGGUAUCACACCAGAGAACACACACAGGAGAGCAGCCGUAUAGCUGUAAGCAAUGUGGGAGGAGAUUUUCUCAGUCAAACAGCCUGGAUAGACACCAGAGAACACACACAGGAGAGAAGCCUUAUAGCUGUAAUCAAUGUGGGAAGAGUUUUACUCAGUCAAGCUCCCUGAAAUCACACCAUAGAACACACACUGGAGAGAAACCUUUUGGCUGUUAUCAAUGUGGGAGGAGUUUUACUCAGCUAAGCAGCCUGAUAGUACACCGGCGGGGACACACAGGAGAGAAACCUUAUAGCUGUGAUCAAUGUGGGAAGAGUUUUACUACAUCUAGCUAUCUAACUAUACACCAGAGAACACACACAGGAGAGAAACCUUAUGGCUGUGAUCAAUGUGGGAAGAGUUUUACUCAGCCAAGCAGCCUGAUAUUACACCAGCGGGGACACACAGGAGAGAAACAUACCUGUGAUCAAUGUGGGAAGAUUUUUACCUCAUCUAGCUAUCUAACUAUACACCAGAGAAUACACACAGGAGAUAAAUCUUAUGGCUGUGGUCACUGUGGGAAGAGUUUUAUUCGGCUACAAACCCUGAAAUCACACCAGAGAAUACACACAGGAGAGAACCCUUGUAGCUGUGAUCAAUGUGGGAAGAGAUACUCUGAUAAAAAAUCUCUGAUUAAACAUCAGAAAAUACAUGGAGUUGUUUCAUGAUAUCAAUUAAAUAAUGUCACAAUGUAGAAUGUUUUAACAUUGUAGAAGGAGUAUUUUAAUGAUGUCACAAUGUAGAAUGUUUUAACAUUGUAGUAGGACUAUUUUAAUGAUGUCACAAUAUAGAAUGUUUUAACAUUGUAGUAGGAAUAUUUUAAUGAUGUCACAAUGUAGAAUGUUUUAACGUUUGCCCCCUGUUCUAUUGAUUUCAACAUGAUAUGGAUAUUAGCCCCAGGGGGAAAAUCCAGGCUCUGAAUUGAAAGAGUACUAUUUAUGUGAUGUAACAAAAAAGUGACUAACAAAAAUAGAGUUGUGUUACACUUACCACAUUGGUGACCCACUUGAAUCAAAUUGCAACAUUUCAAAAUGUUUAGGUUUUCAAUUUAUCCCAAACUGUUUCUGCAUAUUGGUUAUUGAUUUGGACACGUUAAACCUGUGUUUUGACAUUGGCUAUUCCCAUUUAGCAAAAUGUCAUUGAAAAGACGUUGAAAAGAAGACUAUGCCCAACGUCCAAUAUAUGUUCUGUCCAGUAUAUGUUCGGUUGUAGUUGAAAGUGAAAGUUGAAAAGAUGUAUUUUCGGGUCGAUUUUUUUCAAUGACUUAAACUGCUUAAUUUCAACGUACUUGCAGCUUUUUCACCUAUAAUCAAUUUUAUUAACAAUCUGACAUCACUCCAGUAUUUCUUGACAAUAUCAAGUGCUAAUUGUCUUUAUUCCACUACUGAAGAAGCAUGACUCAAAUCACCUCAUAUUUCAAACAUUCAGCCUGACAAAAGGUACAUGUUUUAUUAUUCCAGCCUCACCAUUAACUUAAUUAUUGCCAAUACAUAUUAACAAAGGGGUGUACAUUUGGUUUUGAUAUUUCAUAUUUACAAUUAUGUAACAUUUAGUAAUCAUAGUUAUUCAUGCAACCAACUUGACAUUUUUUGGUACAUUUAUAUUGACGUUGUUGCCCUGUUUUUAUAAUAUCAGGGUUCAUUCUCAGAUGUGCCAACCCAAAUGUACUAGAGCAUGACAUUGGGGACUGGGCCCCGAUCCAACAACAUGCCUUUUGAGUGAACCCUGAAAAGAGAGAGAAGCUCCGCAGUGUUAAGUUACUACGGACAUCGCAGGAGUUUCCUCUUGAAAUCAGACAUGUCCGUGGUCUUUUCCGUAUUGAAACUGCACUGUUGGUUAGGGGCUCGUAAGUAAGAGUUCCAGUGUUGUAUCCGGCGCAUGUGACUAAUACUAUUUGAUUUGAGUUUUGUUUGGGCUCGUUCCAAGGGGACGAGAGUUCUAGAAG